This is a messenger RNA of Protomyces lactucae-debilis, 1096 nucleotides long. RefSeq lists its product as uncharacterized. The record is from RefSeq and is a predicted model, not a curated record. The transcript has 2 exons. NCBI's taxonomy places the organism in Eukaryota, Fungi, Ascomycota, Taphrinomycetes, Taphrinales, Protomycetaceae. Bases 204 to 911 code for a protein of 235 amino acids.
ACGGCAUCGUGCAGCCACAGUGGUAUCCGAGCUCGUGCACCAAUCCCACUGCAGAUAUCGGCCGGACUGACAGGCUGUAGCAACUCUGCACAGUAGGCACUGCCAAGCAACCACUUGGCCCACUUAACAAUCAAAGCCUCCCUCUGUCAGCUCACAAUGGCUAGUUCCAUCUUUCGCGGCUACCCAGUAUCUCUGCACAAAGCAUGUACCCCGCCGUCUUCUACGCUAUAUGUCACUUUGCAUCAGCGCUUCAAGUGACCAAGCCCAAUAGCAAGUCUGCCGUCAUUCAGAACCAACCCUUCAUCUUCAACUGGCAGACGAGUGCUUCCGAUGAUUACAAGUACUUUGUUGUGAGGUGGCGGACAGCUGAAGGCACAGACACGCAUCAACUUGACCUUCUUCUACGAACAAAAGGCAACCCCAACGGCCUUGGUAUCAGCAUGCACAGCUCAUUCCCGGAGGCUGAUCAGAACUACCAAUUCCUCAUCCAUUCUCAAGGCAACAAUGAAAGUGAAUCAGUCCUGGUCGCCGCUUCGCAGCCCUUUCGUGUUGUUCGCGACGAAAAAGCAGCACACUUGUUUACUGGAUUGACUUCUAGCGAGAUAGCGGCUUUUGUGCCGCCUGAUGUGGAGUUAGAGGAUGACAUGAACGAGAACCCAGCUUUAGUGGCAUGGGCAACAACAGCCUCCAGGGUAUUUGAUGAGGCACAGGAUGAAGACGUGCUACCGCCAAGCAGCACGAACUCAUCGCCAUCGCCAACACACACAGUGCGGCUUGUCGCCCAUCCUCUCAGACUCGGCAAGGUUCUGCUUGGCACGUCAAGUCAGGGGUCUGUGACCUGCUCAAUCAGCAGCGGACUCGCUUUGUCCGCUUUGCUGCUUCAAGCAACACUCUUUUUCUAUCAGGUUUAGCGACGCGUUUCUUUCGUCUUACACGAAUACAAUGCUUCUUCUUUUUCAUCAUCAGCGCGAUAGCGCGAAUGAGUGGCAGUGCAGUUGAGUCGUAACAAAUUUGCGACCCGAAGUCACCCAACCUCCACGCGAGCUGUGGAAUUCAGGAGAACUCGCCUUCAAGCCAGGCUGAAUACACGCCUUGC